Messenger RNA from Penicillium paradoxum, 1287 nucleotides. RefSeq lists its product as uncharacterized. Gene Ontology annotation, molecular function: GTP binding. Bases 1 to 1287 code for a protein of 428 amino acids. NCBI's taxonomy places the organism in Eukaryota, Fungi, Ascomycota, Eurotiomycetes, Eurotiales, Aspergillaceae. The record is from RefSeq and is a predicted model, not a curated record. The transcript has 3 exons.
AUGCAGUCUGUGGCCAAUCAGGCGCAACGCUUCGCGGCCUUUACCGGUGUCACCAAGCCCAAUCCGAAUGACAAGUUCUUCCUUGUUAUGGGAAUGACAGGCUCAGGGAAAAGCACUUUCAUCGGCCGAUGCACAGGAGACGAUGUCACCGUCGGCCAUGGGUUAUGGUCAUGCACUAGUGAGAUUGACGUUUUUGAUUUUCAAUGUAAUGGCCACAAUGUCUACCUAAUCGAUACUCCCGGAUUCAACGACACAACUCGGUCUGACACCGACACCUUGAGCAUCCUCGCCACCUACCUCGGAGCCUCGCAUGCAAACGGCGUUUGCAUCCACGGCAUAGUGAUGCUCCAUCCAAUAUCUGACAACCGUAUGUCUGGCUCAACUAUGCGCAAUCUCGAAAUGAUGAAGGCGAUGUGCGGAUUCACCUCUUACUCGAAUCUUGCCAUCGCGACCACCAUGUGGUCUCCAGACUCGGUGCUUUGUGCACAGCGUGAAGCGCAGCUCCUGUCCGACGACCGCUUCUUUGGCGAACUCAUCGCCAGUGGAGCGAAAUUGUUCCGUCAUAAUGAAAAGGGGCGGUUGGACUCGUUGGAAGAAGUUGUUUCUGCGCGCCGCAUCGUGACACAUCUUAUCCAUCAAUCUAAAAAGUAUACUCCAAGAGUGCUGCAGAUUCAGCGUGAGAUUAUCGACCAAAAGAAAGCCAUCGGCGAGACGAAGGCGGGGAUUGUGCUCGGUUGGGAUUUGUACAAGGCUCGCCAAGCUCAUGGGCAGGAGUUGCGAAAGCUCAAAGAGGCAAUCCAAGCCGAAAUAGCUCAGCAGAAUGUAGAACACGCGGCCGAGUUGCGGGAGCUUCAAGUUGAUUUGGAAAACCAGUUGAACAAAGCUGAACAAGACAGGCGAGCGCUUCAGAAGUCGAUCCAAGAUUUGCACAAGAAAGAGCAAAGAGCCUGGAAAAAGAGACUCAAGGCACUUGAAAAACAGUUUCUGGAGGACCUCGCCGUUAAAGAACAAAAGGUACUCGAGAUGGAGCAGUCACUCGACGAAAUACGCAAGGACAGAGCUCGAAGUGCCAAACGAUCGAGCCAGGUUAGCCUUCAAUUAGAAAAAUACGAACAAGAGGUGGAAACUGCCCGAACAGAAGUAUCAGAGGCGCGUCAAACUUACCAGAAAGUCAAUGGACAACGACAAAAUCUGUUCAAUGGUGCGACCAAUGGCCUUGCUUCAGGUCUGACAGCUGGGAUCAUGUCUGCAGCUCUCGCCGGUGGGGUCCUUUGCACGGUCAUGUAG